Cetraspora pellucida is the source of this 219-nucleotide messenger RNA. The record is from the annotation of a GenBank genome assembly. Lineage: Eukaryota; Fungi; Glomeromycota; Glomeromycetes; Diversisporales; Gigasporaceae.
AUGCCAUUCGAUCAAAAGAAAUAUAUUAAUCAUGAAAAACAUUUUCAACGUGGGACGUUAACUGAUAUACGUGGUCAGCCAAAAAAAUCUGGAGCUGGUAACGGCAACUGGGGCGUUCUUGGUGAUGAAAUCAAUGUAAUUACACCGGAAGAAUUCGGUAAAAUAAAAAUUGCCAUAAUGAUGCCAAGUGAUACUGGUAGACAACUAUCAUUAUUCUAA